Hippopotamus amphibius kiboko is the source of this 1546-nucleotide messenger RNA. It is a transcript of the gene TES, whose product is annotated as testin LIM domain protein. The record is from RefSeq and is a predicted model, not a curated record. Lineage: Eukaryota; Metazoa; Chordata; Mammalia; Artiodactyla; Hippopotamidae. Gene Ontology annotation, molecular function: zinc ion binding. The transcript has 7 exons. Bases 182 to 1447 code for a protein of 421 amino acids.
CCGCCGCAGGCCGGCUGCGGCGGACUGGGCGGCGGAAGUUUGACGGCGCGGGGAGAGUGGCUGCGGCGGCGGCGCCGGAGUCCCCGCAGACCUCCGCCAGUGCCCGCAGCGGUGCCGGACGCCAGGCGAGCCUGGGUGUGAGAUCCCGGACAGGAGGAGGAACCGCCUCUGACACACAGACAUGGACCUGGAGGCCAAAGUGAAGAAGAUGGGCUUAGGUCAUGAGCAAGGAUUUGGAGCCCCCUGUUUAAAAUGCAAAGAAAAAUGUGAGGGAUUCGAACUGCAUUUCUGGAGAAAAAUAUGUCGUAACUGCAAGUGUGGCCAAGAAGAGCAUGAUGUCCUCUUGAGCAAUGAAGAGGAUCGAAAAGUGGGGAAACUUUUUGAAGACACCAAGUAUACCACCCUGAUUGCAAAGCUAAAAUCAGAUGGCAUUCCCAUGUAUAAACGCAAUGUUAUGAUACUGACCAAUCCAGUUGCUGCCAAGAAGAAUGUCUCCAUCAAUACAGUUACCUAUGAAUGGGCUCCUCCUGUCCAGAAUCAGGCAUUGGCCAGACAGUACAUGCAGAUGCUACCCAAAGAAAAGCAGCCAGUGGCAGGCUCAGAGGGGGCGCAGUACCGGAAGAAGCAGUUGGCAAAGCAACUCCCUGCCCAUGACCAGGACCCUUCAAAGUGCCAUGAGUUGUCUCCCAAAGAGGUGAAGGAGAUGGAGCAGUUUGUAAAGAAGUAUAAGAGCGAGGCUCUGGGAGUAGGAGAUGUCAAACUUCCCCGUGACAUGAAUGCUCAAGGCCCCAACAGAGUGUACGUUCCUGGAGGGGACAGAAGCACCACAACAGCGGUAGGGGCCAUGGAGGACAAAUCGGUCGAACACAAAAGAACUCAGUAUUCCUGCUACUGCUGCAAACUGAGUAUGAAGGAAGGAGACCCAGCCAUCUAUGCUGAAAGGGCAGGCUACGAUAAACUGUGGCACCCAGCUUGUUUCGUCUGCAGUACCUGCCAUGAACUCCUGGUUGACAUGAUUUAUUUUUGGAAGAAUGGCAAGCUGUACUGUGGCAGGCAUUACUGUGACAGUGAAAAACCCCGGUGUGCUGGCUGUGAUGAGCUGAUAUUCAGCAAUGAGUAUACCCAGGCAGAAAACCAAAACUGGCAUCUGAAACACUUCUGCUGCUUUGACUGUGACAACAUCCUAGCUGGGGAGAUAUACGUGAUGGUCAACGACAAGCCUGUGUGCAAGCCCUGCUAUGUGAAGAACCAUGCUGUGGUAUGUCAAGGAUGCCACAAUGCCAUUGAUCCCGAAGUGCAGCGGGUGACCUAUAACAACUUCAGCUGGCACGCGUCCACAGAGUGCUUUCUGUGCUCCUGCUGCAGCAAGUGUCUCAUUGGGCAGAAGUUCAUGCCAGUAGAAGGGAUGGUUUUCUGUUCAGUGGAGUGUAAGAAGAUGAUGUCUUAAGAGGAGAGCACCAAGCAAUAUUGAGCCAUAACUAUCCAGAGUGGUCUGCAUUUCUACUGUAAAAUGCAAUUUGGAAAAAUAAAAAGAGAAAGAGAAACU